AUGUGGAAACAUAUAGGGGUCUUGUCGUCUCCACGACAGCACAGGCUCAAGGCUGGCCUGCUGAAGGCAGCUCAAACGUUUGACUCUGCUUCGGGGAAAUUCAAAGAGUUCCAAGACGUGUUUUACGACAAGAAGUCUCAGCUCACUGCCGCGGAGCUACACGAGUACGAUGAUGUCUUCGAUACUUUCAAGAAGACGAUGGCCGUUUUCGAGUCGCAGGUUUCGUUCAGUAGGGAGGCUAUGAGCGACUUCGAGCCGGUAUUUCGUCUGCUAGACCGCACUCCAAAUCAGAUCCGCGUGUUGACGCGCCCACUGAACGACGCGAAGUCUCAGAUUCAGAAUGCCAUCGCUGCAAGAGCCCUCCUUGCACGUCUUCAGAUGCUGCACGACCGCCGACGCGCAUUGGAGCAACGUUCCGAAGCGCUUUUUGUGGUUGUCAGCAGCCUCUUCGUCGGUGCAGCGCCGUUGACGUCGGAGGUGGUUCAGGAACAGCUUGCAAAGUUUGUCGCCCUGCACCGGACCCUCGAGGAUCUUGGCUUGGAGCAGGCUCAGACUACCACCACGCUUCAGAAAGUCUUUGAGCGUACUUCGUCCCCCCUGAUGUUGGCUGGAACGAGCGCUGGCGCGCUAUUCAGUGUCGUGGACCUGCGUAACGCAUACAAGGUAUUCACGCAGAUUUACGACGCCGUGGACAUGAUGCAUGAGAUGUCCGACCCACUUACCGCCGCCUUGGCUCGCGCCACGAUUCAGCUCAAGGCUAGGGCUUCUUUCAACAUCAGGGUGUUUGCGUUGUCUGGUGCAGCCCUCCGUGCUUAA
This is a messenger RNA of Trametes versicolor FP-101664 SS1, 816 nucleotides long. RefSeq lists its product as uncharacterized. The transcript has 5 exons. Lineage: Eukaryota; Fungi; Basidiomycota; Agaricomycetes; Polyporales; Polyporaceae. Bases 1 to 816 code for a protein of 271 amino acids. The record is from RefSeq and is a predicted model, not a curated record.